Messenger RNA from Brachypodium distachyon (stiff brome), 680 nucleotides. RefSeq names its product DNA-directed RNA polymerases I, II, and III subunit RPABC5. Gene Ontology annotation, biological process: transcription by RNA polymerase II; tRNA transcription by RNA polymerase III; transcription by RNA polymerase I. Lineage: Eukaryota; Viridiplantae; Streptophyta; Magnoliopsida; Poales; Poaceae. Gene Ontology annotation, molecular function: DNA-directed RNA polymerase activity; DNA binding; zinc ion binding. The coding region runs from base 163 to 378 and encodes 71 amino acids. The transcript has 4 exons. The record is from RefSeq and is a predicted model, not a curated record. Gene Ontology annotation, cellular component: RNA polymerase I complex; RNA polymerase III complex; RNA polymerase II, core complex.
AUAGUUAUCCAGGGGUUCGUUUGCAAAGGACCUUCCCCAUAAGUGCAGCCUUUCGUUUCCACUCUCUCGGUCUCUCCCUCUCCUUCGCGUGUGCCCCCAAAACCCUACCCUCCCUAGGCCUUCUUCUCCAGCGGCGGCGGCGGCGGAGACGCAGCAUCGAAGAUGAUCAUCCCGGUUCGCUGCUUCACCUGCGGCAAGGUGAUUGGAAACAAGUGGGACCACUACCUGGAUCUUCUCCAGGCCGAUUACACCGAGGGGGAUGCUCUGGACGCCCUGGGUUUGGUCCGCUACUGCUGUCGGCGUAUGCUCAUGACCCAUGUUGACCUCAUCGAGAAGUUGCUCAACUACAACACUCUGGAGAAGACUGAGGCAACCUAGAUGAACCCAGCAUACUCCAAAUACAUUGUUCCUUGGUACUUUUGGACACUUGUCUCAGUACUUAGGAGUGAUAUGAUGUGAGGUCCUAAUGUGAGGUCGGUUUGUUCAUGAAUCUCCAAGGAUUUUCAGUCGACCAUGUGUUUCUACUAAGUAAUUCUCAGAACUAUUAACCAGCAUAUGUACGCAUUUCCCAGUUUCAAACUGAUUGAGCUUAUCAUCGGUGUGUUUAAUGCUAGAUUUCUUUGAUUGGAUAUCUGUGUGCAUCUAUUCAACUAGCAGGAAAUAGAAAUGAUUUAAACACA